Molecule: messenger RNA, 2365 nt
Organism: Carlito syrichta (Philippine tarsier)
Lineage: Eukaryota; Metazoa; Chordata; Mammalia; Primates; Tarsiidae
Gene: SLC7A8
Product: solute carrier family 7 member 8
Exons: 11
Coding region: 231-1838 (535 amino acids)
Biological process (GO): amino acid transmembrane transport; neutral amino acid transport
Cellular component (GO): membrane
Molecular function (GO): neutral L-amino acid transmembrane transporter activity; L-amino acid transmembrane transporter activity
Source: RefSeq, a predicted model, not a curated record
UUUUUUUAAGCGAGACUUUUCUUGUUUGCAAACACGAGUGACAAGCAAGUGUCAAUACGGGGUGGGACUAUUUUUUCGUUUUCCCUUUUAUUUGCUUGGCUUUUUUGGAGGGUAAGAGUGGUCCCUAUUUCGGACAAGGACAUUUUAAUUUAAAGCUCUCUCCAUUUAUUCACACGCAUACGCAUUGAGGAGAGACAGCCUUGGGGGGUGUUGGAAUCCUUCCGAGAACGAUGGAAAAGGGAGCCAGGCACCGAAACAACGCUGAAAAGAGCCACCCAGGUGGGGGCGAGUCGGAGGCCAGCCCGGAGACUGGUUCCGGAGGGGGCGGAGUAGCCCUGAAGAAAGAGAUCGGAUUGGUCAGUGCCUGUGGUAUCAUCGUAGGGAACAUCAUUGGCUCCGGAAUCUUUGUCUCGCCAAAGGGUGUGCUGGAGAACGCCGGCUCUGUGGGCCUGGCUCUCAUCGUCUGGAUCGUGACAGGUCUCAUUACAGCUGUGGGAGCCCUCUGCUAUGCUGAGCUCGGGGUCACCAUCCCCAAAUCUGGAGGUGACUACUCUUAUGUCAAGGACAUCUUUGGAGGACUGGCUGGGUUCCUGAGGCUGUGGAUUGCUGUGCUGGUGAUCUACCCCACCAACCAGGCCGUCAUCGCACUCACCUUCUCCAACUACGUGUUGCAGCCGCUCUUUCCCACCUGCUUCCCCCCAGAUUCUGGCCUUCGGGUGCUGGCUGCCAUCUGCUUAUUGCUUCUCACAUGGGUCAACUGUGCCAGUGUGCGGUGGGCCACCCGAGUUCAAGACAUCUUUACAGCUGGGAAGCUCCUGGCCUUGGCCCUGAUCAUCAUCAUGGGGGUUGUACAGAUAUGCAAAGGAGAGUACUUCUGGCUGGAGCCAAAGAACGCAUUUGAGAACUUCCAGGAACCCGACAUCGGCCUCAUUGCACUGGCUUUCCUUCAGGGGUCCUUUGCCUAUGGAGGCUGGAACUUCCUUAAUUACGUGACUGAGGAACUUGUUGAUCCCUACAAGAACCUUCCCAGAGCCAUCUUCAUCUCCAUCCCACUGGUCACGUUUGUGUAUGUUUUUGCCAAUGUUGCUUAUGUUACUGCAAUGUCCCCCCAGGAGCUGCUGGCAUCCAACGCCGUUGCUGUGACUUUUGGAGAGAAGCUCCUAGGAGUCAUGGCCUGGAUCAUGCCCAUUUCCGUGGCCCUGUCCACAUUUGGAGGAGUUAAUGGAUCUCUCUUCACCUCCUCCCGACUGUUCUUUGCUGGAGCCAGAGAGGGCCACCUUCCCAGUGUGUUGGCCAUGAUCCAUGUGAAGCGUUGCACCCCAAUUCCAGCCCUGCUCUUCACAUGCAUCUCCACCCUGCUGAUGUUGGUCACCAGCGACAUGUACACACUCAUCAACUACGUGGGCUUCAUCAACUACCUCUUUUAUGGGGUCACAGUUGCUGGACAGAUAGUCCUUCGCUGGAAGAAGCCUGACAUCCCCCGGCCCAUCAAGAUCAAUCUGCUGUUCCCCAUCAUCUACCUGCUGUUUUGGGCCUUCCUGCUGGUCUUCAGCCUGUGGUCGGAGCCAGUGGUGUGUGGCAUUGGCCUGGCCAUCAUGCUGACAGGAGUGCCCGUCUAUUUCCUGGGUGUUUACUGGCAACACAAGCCCAAGUGUUUCAAUGACUUCAUUGAGUUGCUGACCCUGGUGAGCCAGAAGAUGUGUGUGGUCGUGUACCCCGAGGUGGAGGGGGCCUCGGGGACAAAGAAGACGAGUGAGGACACAGAAGAGCAGCGGCAGCCCAUCUACCAACCCAGUCCCACCAAGGACAAGGACUUGGUGGGGCAGCCCCAGUCCUGAGGACUGCCAUCCCCUCCACUGGCUACUCCCUCCUUCUUCCCCCUUGCUGUCCUACUUCCCUGCCUGGGUCCCCCAAACACACACAUCCUCCUCUGCUUCUGUCAGGUGGGGGUAGGACCUAGGUGUGGAUGGUGAGAAGUUAUCAACAAAAUCAUCGACAUUUGUACCCAAAGAAUCAAUCUCUCAUCCCCAGGGCCUGUGUCUCAGCCCUCACCCCAGUGUUACCCACGCUCCAAGCAGCUGGAAGAGGAGGGAGAUGCCAUGGGUGCCUCACAGGGCCCUCCCUCUCAGGCCACACCCUCCAUUGCCUCUUCAGGAGCCCGAGUUCACUACUGCCUUUCCUCCCCAUUCCUGAGCCAAGGAAUGCCUCCCUUCAGAGAGGAGACGCAGCCACCGUGGGUUGGUUGGGGAGGCACGGGCUCAAGCAGUUCUGUCACCAUGGAAGGUCAGCUGGAGAAACCCAAGGCCCUCUCUGUUCACCAGGGACGCAAAAUCAGAGGGGAUGCUUCCCUCUGCCCUCUUCCCCA